Thlaspi arvense is the source of this 981-nucleotide messenger RNA. The record is from the annotation of a GenBank genome assembly. Lineage: Eukaryota; Viridiplantae; Streptophyta; Magnoliopsida; Brassicales; Brassicaceae.
AUGGCUUCCGCUCUCUCUGCAUUUAGGAUUUCCAUGUCCAAAACGACUACUCUUCGUGCUAGCCGUUUCUCUUACCCCGCCACAUUCCUUUCAUCCCAUACAAACCGAAUCCUCUGCAACUCUUCGCGUUCUGUAUCUUCUUCUCCUUCUCCGUCUGAUAUUUCUUCUUCUUCGUUGAUGGAAACAAUUGAAAUCCAGAAGUGGAGACCCAUGUGCUUGUAUCACACUCACGGGAAGUGCACAAAGAUGGAUGAUCCUGCCCAUUUGGAAGCUUUCAACCAUGAUUGCUCCAAGGAACUCCAAGUGACCGCUGCUGAUCUUGAGAGAAAGAAAUCACAAGAAUUCAACUUUUUCUUGGUUCUUGACUUAGAGGGAAAAGUUGAGAUUCUUGAGUUUCCUGUUUUGAUCCUUGACGCCAAAACCAUGCAAGUCGUAGACUUGUUCCACAGGUUUGUAAGACCCACCAAAAUGAGCGAGAAAGCAAUUAACAAGUACAUCGAAGGCAAGUAUGGGGAAGUUGGUGUUGAUCGCGUGUGGCAUGACACAGCUAUUCCAUUCAAGCAAGUUGUUGAGGAGUUUGAAGGCUGGUUAGCUGAGCAUAGCUUGUGGGGUAAAGAAACAGAUGGGGCUCUGAACGAUGCAGCUUUUGUAACCUGUGGGAAUUGGGACAUAAAGACAAAGAUACCCGAGCAGUGCCUAGUGUCAGAUAUCAAUCUUCCGCAAUACUUUAUGGAGUGGAUUAAUCUCAAAGACGUCUACUUGAAUUUCUACGGACGUGAGGCCAGAGGAAUGGUGUCAAUGAUGAGACAAUGCGGAAUAAGGCUCAUGGGAAGUCACCAUCUGGGCAUUGACGACACAAAGAACAUCACGAGGGUGGUGCAACGGAUGCUCGCGGAUGGUGCAGUGUUCAAGAUCACAGCUCGAAGGAGCAAGUCCAAUUUGAGAAACGUCGAAUUUCUGUUCGAGAACCGGAUCAAGUGA